CUCUCGUUUUCGCAUCUUCCUACUUCUCUAGUCUGCUCAGUAACACAUCACACUUCAAUUCUCUUUCUCCAUCUCUGGAAAACCCGUUGUCUGUUUCUUCGGUUCUUUAGGGCAUCGAGUCGCCAUCGUCGUUGCGAGCAAUGGAUGACGACAUCAAUUUGAAUAUGCCGCCGCCGGAAGAGAUGGAUGAGGACUUUGAUCUGCCCGGCGAGGGCACCAUUUUCAAGGUCGGCGAGGAGAAGGAGAUCGGAAAACAGGGUUUGAAGAAGAAGCUUCUCAAGGAAGGUGAAGCCUGGGAUACCCCCGAGACUGGUGACGAGGUCGAAGUUCAUUACACGGGCACUCUCCUGGAUGGGACUAAGUUCGAUUCGAGCCGUGACAGGGGGACUCCCUUCAAGUUCACUCUUGGACAAGGGCAAGUUAUUAAGGGAUGGGAUGAAGGUAUUAAAACAAUGAAGAAAGGUGAGAAUUCUCUUUUCACCAUUCCUCCUGAGAUGGCUUAUGGCGAGGCUGGAUCACCACCUACUAUUCCUCCCAAUGCCACAUUGCAAUUCGAUGUGGAAUUGCUUUCAUGGACAAGUGUCAAGGACAUUUGCAAGGACGGUGGAAUAUUCAAAAAGAUUCUAACAGAGGGAGACAAAUGGGAUAACCCAAAAGAUCCUGAUGAAGUGUUUGUUAAAUUUGAGGCUCGACUUGAGGACGGCAAGGUUGUUGCUCAAUCAGAUGGAGUUGAGUUCACCGUAAAUGAGGGUUACUUCUGCCCUGCAUUGUCAAAGGCUGUUAAAACUAUGAAGAAGGGAGAGAAGGUGCUUCUUACAGUGAAGCCACAAUAUGGGUUUGGUGAGAAGGGAAAGCCUGCGGCUGGUGGUGAAGGUGCAAUUCCACCAAAUGCAACUCUUCAGAUUACUCUAGAAUUGGUAUCAUGGAAAACUGUUUCAGAGAUAACGGAUGACAAGAAGGUUAUAAAAAAGAUACUGCAUGAGGGUGAGGGCUACGAGCGUCCAAAUGAAGGAGCUGUUGUCAAAUUAAAAUUAAUUGGGAAACUACAAGAUGGCACUGUAUUUAUAAAGAAGGGACAUGAUGGAGAAGAACUCCUGGAGUUCAAAACAGAUGAAGAGCAAGUUAUUGAUGGGCUCGAUAAGGCUGUGUUGACAAUGAAAAAGGGAGAGGUAGCACUCUUGACUGUAGGACCAGAGUAUGCAUUUGGUUCAUCAGAGUCUCAGCAGGAGUUGGCGGUGGUACCUCCCAACUCUACUUUGUACUAUGAAAUUGAGCUGGAAUCCUUUGUGAAGGAUAAGGAAUCAUGGGAUAUGAACACGGAAGAGAAGAUUGGUGCUGCGGGUAAGAAGAAGGAGGAAGGUAAUGCCUUGUUCAAGGCUGGUAAAUAUGUCAGAGCCUCCAAGAGAUACGAGAAGGCUGUGAAAUAUAUUGAGUAUGAUACUUCCUUCAGUGACGAGGAGAAAAAACAGGCAAAGACGUUGAAAGUUGCAUGCAAUCUAAAUAAUGCAGCUUGCAAGCUGAAGCUGAAAGAUUACAAAGAGGCAGAAAAAUUGUGCACUAAGGUACUAGAAGCAGAGAGUAAAAAUGUAAAAGCGCUCUAUAGAAGGGCUCAAGCGUAUAUCCAAUUGGCGGACUUGGAUCUGGCUGAGCUCGACAUCAAGAAAGCUCUGGAAAUUGACCCUAGCAACAGGGAUGUGAAACUGGAAUACAAAACUUUGAAGGAGAAAAUGAAGGAAUUCAACAAGAAAGAAGCCAAGUUUUAUGGCAACAUGUUUGCAAAGAUGAGCAAAUUAGAGUCUCGGGAAUCCAAUAAAGCCGCAGCAAGUGAGGGUGAACCUAUGACUGUAGACAACAACGCAUAGGUGGGGUGUGGUAUGAUAUAGGCAUACAAUUUGGAAUGUAUGGUGAUAAAAGAGUAAAAUGCCUAGCUUUUUACUGGUUUACUACUCUGUUUCAUUUCAAUUUAUAGGACUAAUUGGCCUUUUGGUACAGAGGAAGCUAUUAUUGAUUUCCUCUGCUCGGGAGUUAGACUCGUUGAGCAUUACUGCUGAAUUGUGUUACCAAUACGAGGGUAUUUUGGUCUUUACACUAUUAUCUCCUCUGUGGUGUUUUCUUGUCUGUGGCUUACCCGAACUUCCAUUUUAAUUUUCUCAAAAUAAUUUUUAUUAGGCGAGAUUUGAAUUUUAUAUAUAUAACGGUUCUGUGUUCAUGAUUCAUUAACAA
Humulus lupulus (European hop) is the source of this 2223-nucleotide messenger RNA. RefSeq names its product peptidyl-prolyl cis-trans isomerase FKBP62. The transcript is spliced from 13 exons. Lineage: Eukaryota; Viridiplantae; Streptophyta; Magnoliopsida; Rosales; Cannabaceae. Bases 141 to 1862 code for a protein of 573 amino acids. The record is from RefSeq and is a predicted model, not a curated record. Gene Ontology annotation, molecular function: protein binding; peptidyl-prolyl cis-trans isomerase activity.